Falco peregrinus (peregrine falcon) is the source of this 10363-nucleotide messenger RNA. Its product is annotated as twist-related protein 2-like. Gene Ontology annotation, biological process: regulation of transcription by RNA polymerase II; developmental process. Lineage: Eukaryota; Metazoa; Chordata; Aves; Falconiformes; Falconidae. The record is from RefSeq and is a predicted model, not a curated record. Bases 9737 to 10222 code for a protein of 161 amino acids. The transcript is spliced from 3 exons. Gene Ontology annotation, molecular function: protein dimerization activity; DNA-binding transcription factor activity, RNA polymerase II-specific; RNA polymerase II transcription regulatory region sequence-specific DNA binding.
GGGACACGAGGUUGGAGGGGCUUCAUAGCCAGCCCUGCUCACUGGCCUGCCUGCUGAUACUCAAAUCACCUCUGUAGCAUCCCUGAUUUUUCCACUGCCUCGGGCUCCUCUGCUCAGGACCAUGUGUUCAGACAGGGCUUUGAAGGCUUGCAGCGUCCUCCCACAUGUGCUGCUGAGGCUGGGAGUGGUGUUAGCUCUAGGACUGGGAGGAAGGACCGGGUGGAAAGCAGCAUGGGAGAAAAGCAUUCGUCCCUCUGGGAGAUGCCCAGAUGGAGCAACUGGAGGCACUCCUGCCAACCAUCUUCACCCCGGAGGGUCAUGAAGAGCAGGGGGUGUGCGGGGGCUGGGGACAUCCAUGGGCUGCAGCACUGUGGGACAUGCUGUUCCAUGGGUCUCCUGGUGGUUUUGAACUUCUGCACAGUUCUCCAGUUAAACUGUUCUCCAGACAGUUUAAAAGGUUUUGGAGCUCUUUGAGAUGGAGGCAGAGAUGCUACCCCCUGCUUUACCAGGCUUUUGGAGGCUCUUUGGGCUUGGUGGGGCUGCUUUCUGCCCAAGACUGUGCUGUGGGGAGAGCAAGGGUGGUUUAUAACGGUUGCAGAGAUGGAGUUUGAUUCUUACAGGCAAACGUGAGAUUUGUGGGCAUGGGUCCAAGUUGUCUAACACCCUCUGCUCCAGCACUCACUCAAUCCCCCUUCUCCAAAGUCCUUGCUCCUUUUUCUGGCCCUCUGUGUUUUGUUGAUAACAGACCAGGGCAUGGGGUGGUGCUGAUAGGGGGUGAUGCUGAUGGCCCUUGCGGCUGGGGGUGGGAGAGGGCCCAUCCUGCCCUCUCCCUUCCCACCCAAGUGUGUGCUAAGAUGUUGCUCAUAACUGUGCUUUGCCAAGCAUGGGCUGCCUGGGAGCCACGGGAAGUCACCAGGCUGUGAAUGUGAGCUACUAAUUUGCUAUAAGAUGCUGGUGGUUUGCAUGAGCAUGGACUCUCAUGCAGAGCUGUGUGAAGAAAAACCAGUGUGCUGGCUUUUCUGAGACCCUAUUUUCCUCAGUCCCUUGGAUUGGCAUGGCUCCAGUUUGGCUCAUGGCUCGAAGGGAGGAGAUGCAGAAAUCUGAGUCAGCUUUGAGUGCUUACAAAGUUGCUCACAUAAAAAUAACUCAGCGUUCUUUGGGAUGUUCGUCAUUAGUAUCAUCCGUCUGUCUGUCUGCUCUGUACUUUUGUGGCCUUAUCCUGCUGGUAGGCUUUGCAGUAUUUAGAUAACAGCUCAAGGAAAACUGUUAAUGUUAAAUGUAUGUGCUCGCUAGCGUCCUCCUUUUUUGCCUCCUUGGAUAGGACUGGCCUGGCUCUGGUUGCCCCUAGGAAAAAAACCACAUUUCCCCCCCCCCCCCCCCCCCCUUUUCACUCCGACCCAGUUUCUGAACCUGAAUGUCUGGUCGAUUUGCUGUGAGCAGGAGCACGAGGGACCAAGACAGUUUGUUUGCUGCUUAGGAGUAACACCAAGCAAAAUCCCAUCUGGACAAAAUGCUCUUGGACAGUGCACUCGUGGGGCAAAUUCACCCUUUGCUAUCACCUUCUUGCACAGAUGUUUCCAGAGGCUGUUUUGCUCACAGAUUAGACAAAAUCUACCAUAAAUGUUUGCCUUGUUGCUAAUGGCAGUUUUCAACUUCGCUUUCCCACAAAUACAUGAGCUGUUGUUGGAGGAUUGCAUGGCGCUCUGCGUGGGGCAGAUGGAGGUCAGGAUGGCUUUGGCUUACUGGAUCCUUUCCAGUUCUGUGCAGAGAGAAGUAACUGCACACAAAAAAAUACAUAUUUGCCUCAAUCAAACUCCUUUUAAAGCAAGAAACUAGGUUCAGUGCAUCAAGGGAAAAAAAAAAGUCAACUUUUGGGCUUUAUUGGGAUUUCAGGAUCAUGUGCAGGGGAGAGGGGAGGGAAAGCUUAGUAGUGGGAUGGCAAAAUGCAUGGCCAUGCACAUGGUAGCUAGAAGGAAAAAUGUGAAGGAUGGAUGAGUAGACAGCUACUUAUCUAUGGAAAUGGAGUUAAAGCUGCAAGAGAUGUCCAGAAGUUGGAUGCUGAAAGAUCUGUGUGAAAUAGGGAUGGGCACAGGGUGACCCACAGAUGAGACAUCCUAAGGGUCAGGAAAAGGCAGGCAGAAAUGGGCUGGUAUGGAGCCCAGGGGUGCAGCUUGCAAAAAUAAUGACUGUAUUUCCUCUUGUGAGCUCCCAUGCUUCAGAAACUCUGCUUUUGUGGGGUUCAUAGCUGCAAGGGGAGGCUUUGAUGCCUUUGCAAGGGGGAAGCAGGCCCGGAGCAGUGUGGUUAGGCAGCAUUUACACAUUCAGAGAAGAUUAAGCCAUGAAACUCCCUGGAAGCAGAAAACAACCCUUUGGUUUCCCUUCCCACGGACCUGACUGGAGGCUGUAGGAUCUCCUGGCUGGAAGUGACUCACCACAGGAGCAGCUGAGCUGAUGCACAGUGUGAUGGGAAGAUGCUUUGUGCUAAUGCAGCCACAGCUGUCAGAAUCCCUGCUCCAUCUGACAGUGAGUCACUGACCUCUCAUCCUUGGGUGCUAGCUCAGGUCCAGCUGGGUACUGGGAAACACUAGGAUGAAAUGUAGAGUUCCUAGUCAAGCCCUUGCAUGCAACAUGCUCACAGCACACCUUAUUUCCUUGCCCUCAAAUGCCUCAAACAGAUCUGUGGUUUCACCGUGCCCCGUUCCUUACCCACACCUGCUCACAAAGCACAAAUCUUGGUGCCUCCAGCUGGAGGGAGCCCGGACAAGUUGUCCUCAGCCAGUGGUGCAGGAAGAAGUACAUGGAGGUAGCAAAGAAGAGGGCAGAGAUGGGUUUGCUUUGCACCAGGAGAAGGAGUUGCACAUGUGGAGCUGUGGCUGGGUCCUGCAGCUGGGUCUGUGGAGCCGGGGAGCUGCGGUAAGCCAGGAUGGGCACCUCACAAGGUGCCUUUGUGCCUGGCAUUGAAAUCCAGGACAAGAAAUUAAAGCCAAGAAUGACAGGUUUUUAUUUGUUUCUGAGGUGCAAGACAACAACAGGUGUAAGCACAACUACUCACAAACUACAAAGAUGAUGGAGCCAAACUCUUCUCAAUAGCAUUGGGUGACAUAGCCAGGGGUGAGCAACUCCUCAUGUCUGAGCAGGGGAACUGGUCCAAGAAAUGUUUGCUGAAGAGGUGAAGUAGACUCAGGGCUAGGCUGCUCACCAGGCAGGAGUGGGUUUACUGCUUGCAGGAGCAUCUGGGCUGUAGGGCUCUUGCUCUUUCCUUCCAGGGAGUUUCUUUACCUGCAGAGACUGCAUUUGUGCUCUUCAUCCCAUCUCCUGGGGGAAUGUUUAUUCUGUUAUCUACCAACCACAGCAUGCAUGUCCCCCCACCUGCCCCAUCAGCUGGGGUGCCCUUGCAGGGUGGCUUCGUGUCUGCGAGGCUUUGCAUGGGGUUUGCAAAGCAGCUGGGUCCUUUGGAAGAGAAAGCUGGAGUAAAUAGGAAGAGCAACUGCUUGUGAUGAUCUUCUAUUACUACCAGGAAAGCAGAUCCCGGGGGGUUGAUCCACUUUAUCACUGCCUGGGAAUGACGGAAAUUCAGGGGGAGAGGAAGGUUGUAAUUGCAGGCAGUGCUUGGUCUCUCAGCCAAGGCUGUUAGCGGUGGUGGCCGGAGAAGGGCUUGGCUUGGUUGCUGUGCCCCAGGCAGGAGCCCAUCAUGCUUGGCUUCCCCCCCCGAGCCUCGGCUCAUGUGGUAGCCGGGGCUGGGGUGGAGGCUGCUUCGGUGGGAAUUAUUCAGCUUGUGGGGAGAGCGAGGAGGCUCUUGGCAGUGGGACCCAGAACAGGGCGUUUUGCUCCUUUGAUGGCCAGAUGGAAACAGAUGGGGAAGAAGGGGGAAAAAACCCCCAACAACUUUCACAUGUAAAAAUUAACUGGAACGGGAUGGUCGUCAGUGUGGGGUGGUGGCUGGCAUCUGCACACAGCAUGUGAGGUGUCCUUCCAUUGCUUGGCCCCAGUGCCACAGCUCAUCCCACUGCCCCGUCCCACAGCUCUGCUCCCAGGGAAGGGACAAAGCAAGGCAGAAAAGCACUGUGACCCAGUCUCACCAGUAACACCAUGGCUAGGCCCCAUCCACCCCCCCAUCCCUUCUGCCCCCCAUUUAGGGAGGGGGGGGAGGGGGUGCGUUUUGGUGGGGAACAUCUUUUAGUUCUUAAAAAGUUCAGCAAGUUCCAGGAACAUUAUGUCACUUUGACAAGGAAAUGAAUUGUGAGGCCAUCAAUCAAAGCUGCAGGCACGCAGAUCAAAGGACCCCGCAGCGCUCGAGCUCCCUUUUACAGCCAGAGCCCUGCACAAUCCCCCUUGCUCAUAUUCCCUGCGGUUGCUGCAGCAACAGCACGCUACAGCGGAUGCUUCACAUUUUUAUUCGCGCCACACAUGUUUCCACUCUAACACUGCAAUAACUAGAAAAACCUGUGAAACCAAAGCUGCUUCCCCAGCCUCCAGGGGCAGCAGCUAUUCCUGGCUCCCUUUAAUGUUCUCAAUUUAUUAGUGUUAUCCUCCUUUUUUUCACACAGGAUAAAAUAGAGAUUAUUUUUGUUCUCUUUAACAAAGAAAAGAAGCUUGCAAAAAAACCAAACAAAACCAAAAAAAACCCCACCCAAAAAACCCUCUGCUUCAAGGCUUGGCCUCUGAUUUUUUGCCCAGAAUUAUUUGCAGGCGUAAUCAGGUCCUCGGCCAUCAAAGCGAUGCUAUCAAUAGCACUGGGCUCACACAUGGACUGUGUUACCCCUGCACAGCCUCAUCUCUUUGCAGCAACAGGCAGGUUUGCAGCCCAGUGUUACCAGCCUGCAAACUGAGGGUGGAGCUGGGGGUGGCACUUUCUCAGCCUUUCUAGCCCCAAACGGCAUUUGCACACAGACAGUGAUGUAUGUCCUGGCCCAACCCCACUCUGCCCACCAAGGGCAAGUCGUUAUAUCUGUGGUGGUUGUCCAGGUUGAAUCCAGCUCUCUCAUUCACUCCUCUUUACACUGUUAUAGCAGAUGCAGCCCUGGUUUAUGUCACACAACACAAGAAAAAUCAUGCGUUCAACCCUGUCCCAAAACCCAAGGAUGCAGAAGCCUUCUGUCCAUCUGCCUUACAUCUGUGGUGAUGGAGCAUCAGUUCCAUACCGAGCUCUUCUGCAGUGUGCUUUGACCCAAGGACCCCAUCUACCACCUGAGACCUCCUCCCAUCAUAGCCAACCCAGCUCAGGGUGUCCAACAAGGUCAUGACAGACUUCAUACUCUAGAUCCAACUCAGGAAAGCCAAAAGAUACGACAUCUUUCACCACUGAGUAAGAAGCAAAUCACUGUAAUAACUUUGCUAUUUGUGAUAUUAAGUGGUUCCUCUGCUCUCUCGUGGGGUGUCCUGAGUGGGACAGAGCUGGACCUGGUGACAAGGCAGUGCCAUGCUGUCCUUCAGACCAUGCAGAGAGCAACGGCCUCUUGCUCUGAUGGACCACCUCUGCAGAUCUGUGGUGGAUGGGGAGAGGCCAGAACAUCCUGGCACAACAGUCUGAUGUUUGUGUGAGCAGGCGAGUUGUACUGAAACAAGGUGAGAAAGCAUUUGUGCCAAAGCUCAGCUUUGCUGGGACUGAGAGGAAAGCCUGGUCCCCUGUGGGGACAGCACGGAGCAGAGCUGGGAUCUGUGAGGGGCUUUGGAGACCUGCUGAUGGGGAAGAGGCUGAAAGGGCUUGGCUUUAUUUGCAGCCAAGCAGAUGGCAGAGAGGGGGGUCAGACAUAUCCAGGAGUGAAGGCUAGUGAAGAGCAUCUACAGGCAAUGUGAAGCUCAGAGACAGAAAUAGGCUCAGGCUGACCAACAUGUGUUUUCAGCCUACCAAAGGACCUGGUUUUGAUGGGAUGCCUCAGCCAUUUUCUAAAGAAACCUUGGCUCCCACCUCAGCUCCAUGAAAGAGCUCCUACCUGAGGUCCCACAGCCUCUCUUAAGUUACUGCUGUGCCUCAGGCUUGUUUUUGCAGGUAAUGGACUCCCUGCUCCCUUGCUCUCUGCCCAUGUGUGGUUUGAUAGUGUCCUUGCUUUCUUUUCUUUCACCUUUCCUUUCUUUCCAAAGGGCUGUCUGCAAGAGCCCUGCAAACCAUCUUCUGGGCUCAGACCUGCUGAGGACAUCCCAACACUGGGGACUUUUCCUACCUAAACCAGAAAAAAAAGCUGCUCAGGAAAGAUGGAUAUGAGUAGGGAGAGGAUGGAGGAAGACCAGGAGGCGAGGUGGGCAGAGGGGCUGGGACAUGGUGUGAAUUCAAAUCUUCCAUCUGGUGGCUUCUCACUGAAUCAAGCAAGCUAAGCUUUUUUUUUUUUUCUUUCCCUCUGCAUAUUUAAGGUCUGAAUUUUUCACUGAUCUGUCAAAACGAGCGCUAUAAAACUCAGCUAGCUGAAAAAGCCAAGUUAUUGAAACCAGUUUGGUGACUCAUGACCUUUCCAUGAAAAUUUUAUGUUAAUAUUCUUCCAAAAAAACCUCACUGGAAGAACAAAUUGGAAAGUUUAAGGGAAAAAGUACUCUUGCCACAAAACAUCCAAAUCUGGGUAAAAAAGCCCACUCAAGCGGUUCAGGGUGCUUAGCUGAACCUUCCUGCAGAUCAGAGCUCAUUGUAUUUCUCCUUUUGCUCAAGGAUAUCAGCAACAAUACCAAACUUCACUUCCUUCAUCCAAAACAAUUCUCCAGGGAAAUUAGAUUAAAUGUCUUUUUUUAAAAAAAAAAAAAAAAAAAGGGAAAACAAUAAAAAAAUAAUAAAAAAAUAAAACGCAGGCACAAGCCCGUGCCUCAGCUGGUGUUAAUUGGCAGCUUCCCAGCCCUUGGCAGAGCUGAGCCAGCUCCUCCAAGCGCGGGAUCAGAGGACCCUGGAUCCUCCUUAAAUCCUGCCCUCCCUGGGGUAUUUUUUCCUUGCCCUUUGUUUUCUCUCGCUUUCCCAGGCCCCUGUGAUCUAUUGUCUUUCCGCAUUAUGAACAUCUGAUAUUAGUUGCUGUCUUGACAACGCUCGCGUGUGAGUAAUGUGUUGAGCCGAUGCCCUGCCAGCACCAUGGGCUUUGGUGAGAAGGAAGGAGCAAAGUCACGGGGCUCCAUCCCAGCAGGUCCGAGUAUCAACCAGUUUCUGAGCAUCUCUUACUUAUUUAAGCAAUAUUGGGUGUUUUUCACACUUCGUUUCUCUGCUAGUUCCCAUCUGUGGCUACUGCCAUCCCCGACAAGCUGACAUGAGCACAGGGAGGAUGGGGCUGAGCCAAAGCCCUCUAAAAACCAACAUCAUCAUCCAGCAUCACUCAGGUCUCCCUGGGAGAGGGGCUGAAUGUGGCUCUUUGAGGUUGCCAUAACACUUGGGCCCCCACCUAGCAUGAAGGAUGUUCAAGAGAAACCUGUGGAAGGAUGAGAAAAGCUCAUUGUAUUUCUCCUUAUAUAUCCUUAAAAUAGAGAAAAGCACCUGUAGGGCAUCCGCAUCCCAAGUGAAAAAGCAGCAUUUGGGUGGGUAUAAUUCGGGAGGCAAAGGGGUUGGAAAGGGUUUUACUGUGAGCACUGAUGGACAAUGGGAUGUGUGUCUGGUCAGCAAGGCUACAGAUGCUUGGCAGGUCUACAGAGCAUAUUUUUAAGAAAUACCUCGUAGCUGAGCUUGAAUGGAAGUUUUUCUACUGGAAACCUUUGUAACGUGCUUGAGCAAAGUUGGCCAAGUCUCUUGCUGUUAUUCAACUCCACCCCAAAGAGCGGAGAGGCCAUCCUCCUCCUCCUCCUGCUCCUUUCCAGGUUGUAGGGCACAAGUCAGAUGUUCUUGAACAGAGGUUCAAGGAAAGACUGCAGUACAACAGUAUAGGGUAUCCAGGAUGAAGAUAGUACUGACAAGGUGAGAAUAUUAGUUUGUUAUAUGCAGCAAGACAAUAAAAAAAAGGUCGUUGCCUUUUGAAGGACUGCAUCCUCCUGGUCAUGCUCAGCCUGAGUUGCUGCAUCUGCAUUGUUGCCAGUCUGGGGGGAGGAAGGGGAUCCCACCACAGCACAGUGUAGGCUCAUCAGUGGAGGGGAAUUCUGCAGUACAUUAUAUAUUUCUGCUAAUAAAAUAUACUAUAUAUGGAAAUUUGUUAGGUGGUAUAGAAAGGAGCUAAUUUAAAAGUAUCUAUAGAGAGACAGGCAUAUGUCAACUCAAUAAUUUAUGUUUUAUUGAUAUUAUUUUGAUAAAUUACUGAUACUGUUUUAAACUAUUGUUCCCAUAAUACCCCUUUGUGCUCUCAUUAUUAGACAGAAUAGCAAAGCAAAAGUGUAGCAAGGGCUACGGAGCUCUGCUGGGGGUGAAUCCCAACAUCCCCAAGGAGCAUCAUGCCAGGAUUUCAGGAUCCCUCCAAAGACACUCAGGGUGAGAGUUCCCAAUGACCAAGAGCCAGGAGCAAUGCCAGGAGAGCACGAUGAGCAGAGACAGCUUGGAUGAGGCCAAGACAUUGUGAAGAAGAAACACAUUGGAGAGGCAGAGAGGGCACAGGCAGGAGAUGGAAAGGUCAUAGGGAUUCCCAAAGGUGUAGGAGCUCUUUGGGGGCAGGUGGCUGGAUGUGGGAGGAUGGUGCGCCACCAGUUGACUCCAGUUUCAUGUGCUGAUUCUAGCAGUGUGGUAACAGAGGGCUGAAAACUAUCGAAUAUAAGGAGGGGCCUGUUCAGAGUAUUUUAUGGCUUGGUAGUCUGACCUUGGGUAAAAGAGGGUGCAGCUCUCCCAGCAUUUCUGCAGGGAGGAGAAAGUGGGUUUAUUUGCAGGCAAAGUCAGGACUGGUGUGAGGAAGUGCUACUGCUUAUAGUGCUUGAUUUCCUGGACGUCGGGGGCUGAGCUGGCUGUGGAUCCAGCCAGGAACAGAGUCUGGACCUAUCUGCAAUAGCUGCUGUAUUUAUUUGAGAGGAAUAUGAUGGUGGAUGAGUAUUGGCUUCCAUCUGUAUAAUAAGGGCUAUUGUAGACUGCCAGAAAUGUACAGACAGAAGAGAGAUGGAUGGAUGGAUGGAUGGAUGGAUGGAUGGAUGGAUGGAUGGAUGGAUGCAAACUCAAAUUAAUUUUUAGUUAUGCCAUUUUUUAAGAGCAGUAUGGAUGCCUAUCACUGUUGCUUCUUCCUUUGGACUGAGAGAAUAUCUCUAUUGCUCUUCAAAACAUACGUGGUGGCCCAUUUCCACUUGAAUCUCUCAUGGAUAAAAGUCUCCUAUUCCAAACUGAACAAGUGAGUAUCUCUGGCUGGCUUUUGCAGGGCCAACUGAGCUUAAAAUGUUUUAAAAAGACAAAAAAAAUCAAAAAAGCCUCCCCUGAACUCCAAGGCUGGUGCUCACAUUAACAUAGGCAAUGUCCCCUGACAUCCGGGCAGGGCAGCAGACAGGAGCAUCUGUGCCGGAGGGCUUGGUGGUGUCGGUGGAGGAGGGAGGGAGGAAAUCUGGAACCCAUAAGCUCCACUGAUGUUUGCAUUACCUUGCACGGCUGCAUUGGUCUGUGCCUGGUCCGCCCACAGUGCUCCUCGCCCUAUCAGCAAGAGCCAUUCCCCAAAGUUAUCCAGACACCCUCCUCACUGUAGCCCAAAGGACAAACCAACGGAGCUCCUUGGAGGGCUCUGCAAGGCUUGGGAAAUUUGGGGAGGCUGAAGGGUGGAUGCUCCAGGGUGCACCUCUUGAGCAGGCGCUGGCUCCUCUCCGGGCCUCCUUGCUGCUGUGCCGGGGCUGUUGCAUCUUGUGAGAGCCCAGAGCCCUUUGCCUGCAAGGAGUUGAGAAGAUGAAAGAGGAAAGCAUGUGCCCAGACUCCCCUGAAGGCAGCCUGGUCACCAGCGAGGAGGAAGGUGAGCGGCUGCAUAAGAAAUGCCUCCGCAAGCGUGGCCAAGGGGGCAAGCCGCUGGAGGACUGUGGUGCCCCCUCGCCGCAGGGCAAGCGGAGCAAGCGCAGCCCCGUCCCACAGUCCUUCGAGGACAUGCACACACAGCGCGUAAUUGCCAACGUGCGGGAACGCCAGCGGACCCAGUCACUCAAUGACGCCUUUGCAGAGCUGCGGAAGAUCAUCCCGACACUGCCUUCCGACAAGCUGAGCAAGAUCCAAACCCUCAAGCUGGCUGCCCGCUACAUAGACUUUUUGUACCAGGUCCUGCAGAGUGAUGAGCUGGACCACAAGAUCACCAGCUGCAACUACCUGGCCCACGAGAGGCUUAGCUACGCCUUCUCCGUCUGGAGGAUGGAAGGGGCUUGGUCCAUGUCCACAUCCCACUGAGCCGGGGUAAGAAAUACUCAAGUUAUCAACUCCUGUAAUAGCUGCCUGUUUUCCCAAGCCUGCAGGAAAGCUGAUGUCUCUGGCUCAGCGGACUUGGUCUUCCCCACAUCCCCACUGCCUGCAGCCAGGAUUUGCAGGCAG